Messenger RNA from Ectocarpus sp. CCAP 1310/34, 3839 nucleotides. The record is from the annotation of a GenBank genome assembly. NCBI's taxonomy places the organism in Eukaryota, Phaeophyceae, Ectocarpales, Ectocarpaceae.
UGAGUGUCAUCCAUACCACCAUGGCGAGGCACAGAGGAGUCCGAAACCGGCAGUUCAGCUAUGACGAGGGAGAUGAAGACUACUACGACGAGGAGGAGGAGGACCGACUGGUAGAGGAGCACAGGCUGCGAAUGCUCCAGGCUAGGGGCGACACGGCAGACGUCAGCAGCAACAGCAGAGGCGGCGGAGGCGGUGGAGGGAUAUCCCUGUCGUCCUACUUCGACGACCUUCCCGGCAGCGCACCACGACAGCAGCAGCGACAACAGCGGGCGUACGACGGGAGAGAACCACCGGGACACUCCGAUCGGCACGCCCCGGAUAAGCCGCCGCAACCGGGCGGAGACGACGAGGCAGCGGACGCCGAGCUCGUGGCCGCCAUUGCUGCCGAGCUUGAGAGUCGCCUCGGGGCAGGCCGCUUCUCGUCCGAGCAAGUGCGGCUGGCGGUAAGGACAAGCGAGUACGAGGUGGAUACCGCGGAGGUCAUCCUCCUGAGCGCCAGCGAAGCGUCAUCCGAACCUCAGGUUCAAUUUGGAGGCGGCAACAGCAACAGUAGCCAUCGCACCGUCACAGCAGCAACCACUGCGGUUGUACCACCACCCCCAGGACUUCCGCCAGACGCUACCGUCACCACCGCCGUCCCUGCAGCCGCAUCCGCCGCCGCCGCCGCCGCCGCCGUUGGCGUGCAGCGUUUCGACUUCGGCACACCGUCACCAGACGACCUCAAUCUAUCCAAGCAAGCAGCAGCACGAGGAGGAGGAGGAGCCGGAGGCCGAAAAAUAGACAAUUUUUCCAGUCAAAAGGCAAAGGUGGUGCACAUCUCCGACACGGCGCCCAAGAGCACCGCCGCCGGCCGCCAGUCCAUCACCGGCACGCCGACGGCCGCCGCCGCCACGCGGACUCCGACUAAGACCCGGGUCCAGUCCCCGACGGGCGGAGGAAUCUCCGCGCCGUCCCCGCAGCAAUCCGCGGCGGCGGCGGCGGCCAUGGACGAGAGCGACGACGCGCAGGCUGGGGGAAAGGAGCGGCUGGCGAUGGUCGUGAUCGGACACGUGGACGCCGGAAAGAGCACGCUCAUGGGACAGGUGUUGGUGCAGAUGGGCCAGGUGACUCAGCGAGCGCUGCACAAGCAGGAGAAGGAGGCCAGAGAGGCUGGGAAAGCGAGCUUCUUCUUGGCAUGGGUGAUGGACGAAGACCAGGAAGAGCGGGCCCACGGCGUGACGAUCGAGGUUGCCCAGAAGCACAUCGAGACGGAGACCAAGCUCGUUACCCUCCUGGACGCGCCGGGCCACCGAGACUUCAUCCCCAAGAUGAUCAGCGGCGCGAGCGCGGCCGACGCGGCCGUGCUGGUCGUCCCCGCGGCCGUGGGCGAGUUCGAGUCCGGUUUCCAGGCGAACGGCCAGACGAAGGAGCACGCGAUGCUCGCCAAGGCCCUGGGGGUCAACCAACUCCUGGUGGUGGUGAACAAGCUGGACGCGACGGAUCCCCCGUGGUCCGAGGCGCGCUACGAGGCGGUCAAGGCGGAAGUCGGACCGUUUCUCGCAAGGACGGGGUUCCGGCCGAAAAAGGUGCGAUUCUUGCCAGCGUCCGGGCUAUCGGCGGAGAACGUCUCGAAGAGGACCGAGGGGGGGGCGCUAUCGUCCUGGUACGACGGCCCCACUCUCCUGGAGGCCAUCGACUCCUUUCAGGCGGCCCCCCGGGCGAUCGAUAAGGCGUUCCGGAUGUGCGUCGCGGACGUUACCUCCUCAGGAAAGGGGGUGUCGGUGUCAGGGCGGGUGGUGCAAGGUCGCUUGCGGUCCGGCGAUAAGGUGGUGGUGAUGCCUCUCGAAGACCCUGCCGCGGCGGCCCGGCUCGAGAGAAACGGGGCGCCGGCGAGAACGGCGAGGGCUGGGGACAACGCGGAAGUAACCCUGUCCGGCGUUGAUCCCUCCCGGGUGGUAGUGGGGAACGUGAUGUGCAUGGCCGGGGGAGUGUUGCCGGCGGUGCGGAGGUUCAACGCCCAGAUCGUAGCUCUUCCUGCGUUAGAGGUUCCUAUCAUCAAGGGGACGGAGUUCCAGCUGCACAUGCACAACCUUGACGUGAUGGUGCACUGCUCCAAGCUCGUGUCUCUCACGAACACCGCGGGGACGGUUCUGAAAGCACGGCCGCGAUGUGUCCCGACGGGAUCGACAGCGCACAUCCGCAUCACCUGCCAGAGACCCAUCUGCCUGGAGAAAUACGGUGACUGCCGCGCGCUGGGGCGCUUCGUGUUGCGGCAAAAGGGAGCCACUGUGGCGGUGGGACUUGUCUUGGACACGGAAAUCAGAUAGGGGGGAAUAGGCGGGGGGUUCAUAGGGUGGGGACGGGGCAACUCGUUUGUUGCUCUUUGGUUGUUCCCCGGUGGACAUUCAGGACCACACAGACGUAAUCUAGUGUAUGGGCACACGCCGCAUCUCCAUUAAGCUGGGGAUGUGGGCGGCGGGGAGCUCGUAAGAGCACUUCGGGGACCGGUGUUCCUCUUGGAGCGAUUGGCCGCUCAACCAAACACGCCAGCCCCGUUUGGGGUUUUCCGCUUGCAGGUUUACUUGUGGGGCACGGCGGCCCUAGCGUGCUCUCGGAACCCCGUGUACUGACCGAGUGUACCUAGCUGCUGCGGGCGUGUGUUCUUAUAUCGGAUACUGGGGUUUGUGGGGAAUUCGUCGGAAGAAGCGGCGCAUUUUGCGUGGCGCACGCCUUUCCCUGUCCUUUCCUCUCGCGAGACUUCCACCCAAUUUUGAAUUGCUGUGUGGUGGGUCGGGGCACGAUGAUGUCGUGCCUAGACUAGACUGAUCGGCGACAAGUAGACACGCUUGGAAUUUUGCCUGUUGAUUGUCAAACUGCUCGUGUAAUCAAGAACACUAGGUGCCACGUUCUGGACUAUCGCAUCAUACCUCUGGAUUUGUCUCUUUUAUGUAGGUCAGCACCACUUAUAGUUUGCGUGGGUUUAAGAAGUGCCGUACGUACGUGUCCAUCCAGACCGAUGAAGUACUUGGUGUGUUCGUGCUAUUGAUAAAUUGGCAUUUCUAGUCUCGGCAAGAACGAAAAGCGUCUAGUUCCGAAGUUAGCUUGAUGACGUGUGUAACAGCAGUGUCUUCUCGAGAGUUGAUGCCUUGUCUUCUCGAGUCUCUCUUCAUUUUAGUCUUACCUCUCUCUCUCUGCAUUUUCGCCGUGAGGGUCCCAAUAACAUCGAACGCCAACGGCAAUCGUUUUGCAUCUUGCUGAGUAUUCUAGGAGGCUAGCUACCCGUGUACCCGGCUGCUGCAUGGGAGGCGAUGGGCGCCGCCUCUUUCCGUCAAGCAAUGCGCAUGGCCCCUACGGUUCGCCGCACAUGCAGUGCUGUGUGACAGCUUUCAGCGGCUGAGAGCGGCGACGGUGUUUUUCGCCGUAGGGCCCUAGAACAACGCGAACCUCGACUGUUUCAUUGAUUUGGGGUUCCCCACUCACCCACAGUUCGGCUCACGUUUGCAGGCCGUGUGCAAUCAAAAUUGGGACAAUAUGCUCUAUUUCUGGUACGCGAGCAGAGGGCAUGAGUAUGACCACACGCCAUUGGCUGCAGUUUGUGGAUGUCGACGGCUUGAGGCCUCUCUCUGGCAUGCGUUUUGAACUGGUCACAAAUGCAGCAGAGCAAUGUGGCAGGGUUGACAUUUUCGGCUCGUGUGCGGCCAACACGACGCAGAACGCCCUGAAUUUUAGAUACCUGCAGGGUUUGUGCAUGACCUCAUGAUGCUGGCCUCUGUUUGGCCAGCAGACGGUGUAGUUUCUCGUUGUGGCACGAUGUGGGUGUGACCAGGGGGUACCCCCCCCAUUUCUAAUAGCGAUAUUCC